Messenger RNA from Salvia miltiorrhiza (redroot sage), 1845 nucleotides. Its product is annotated as protein WVD2-like 5. The record is from RefSeq and is a predicted model, not a curated record. Bases 413 to 1582 code for a protein of 389 amino acids. NCBI's taxonomy places the organism in Eukaryota, Viridiplantae, Streptophyta, Magnoliopsida, Lamiales, Lamiaceae. Gene Ontology annotation, molecular function: microtubule binding. The transcript has 9 exons.
GUGUGCAAAAUAAAAAAAAAAAUCUUUUUCAAUUUCAAGAAACAACAAAAAGGAAAAGAGUUUAUAGGAGAAAACAAACUAAAUUAUUAUAUGCCCAAAAACAAGCAAAUAAAUUUCGAAAAUUUCAAGAUCAUCAUUCCAAAGUUCAGACUACCAACUGACCAAAACCAGGCGAAACCCAUUUCAGAAUCAGUCAGAUCUUCUUUACCCUCCAAUGAUUUACUCCCUCUCUAAUUGUUUUCUCCUUCAAAUGCUUUGAAAGAGAAUUAGGAAUCAAUGCUGGUGAUUGGAUUUCAAGAAAUGGAAAAAACUUGUUGCAUUGUUGCAAUUUGAAGGGAAAAUUUUGGUGGAGGCUUUGCACAUUUAUCUCCAAGAUUUGUGAUGUGAGUUACAACAUACAUUGUUAGGUUGAAUGGAAGAGAUGGACACUGAAAGUGCCAUUCCAGCGACUGGAUUUGAAAACGCCGUUGCUUCACAGCUCCCCGUCUCUCCAAGUGUAGACGGGGCUCCCAAUGGCAGCGUGGAAGUUGAGAUCCUUGACGAUGCUGUCAAGUCUUUACCUCCAAAAUGCCAAUCAACGGGCAAGCCCGCGGAGCUUGAAGUUAAAGAGACGGGGGUCUUGAAGAAUUUGAAGCCACUGAAGAUCAAUAAAGCAUCUAGCCCCAAAAAUGCGGCAGCAGCAGUUCCAGUUAAGAGCAGAAACAGGAAAGAGGGUAGCAAACCUUACGUUGCUUCAAAUGGUAGCGAUGCUUCAGAAUCGAGCCAGAGACAGACUUCAGCUUUCAGACCAAAAAGUAAAUCGUCUAAUGAGAAUCAAGGCUCUAAGGAGCAACACGGGCGUCCCGAUGCAACAUCAUCUUCCACGAGCGGAGAACAGGCUGAAGAACUUCUGGAGAAGACAAAGCUAAAGGCUCCUAGGAAAAGCCCUUCUAGUAAAACUGAAGAAAUCUCAGUGUCAUCAUCAAGCCCUACUGCCGGAGAUGCCAGGGCCCGCAGAUCGGGUGCUCUACCAACCUACGGUUUCAGUUUCAAAUGUGAUGAAAGGGCCGAGAAAAGAAGAGAGUUUUAUUCGAAACUCGAGGAAAAGAUUCAGGCGAAGGAAGCAGAAAAGAACAAUCUGCAGGCAAAGAGUAAGGAAUCGCAGGAUGCUGAGAUCAAAAUGCUGAGAAAAACUUUGGGAUUCAAAGCCAUGCCUAUGCCAAGCUUCUAUCAAGAACCUCCACCUCCAAAGGUGGAACUAAAGAAGAUACCUAUUACGAGACCCAAAUCUCCGAAGCUUGGCCGGAAGAAGACUUCCCCUAGUGCUGAAUCCAAAGAAAACAGGGAGCGGGGUGCUCGCCCGGCUAGGUUAAGUUUGGACGAGAAGCUCGUGCAAAAUAACCUCGCCAAAGCACCAAGCCACGACCAUGUGAAGAAGCCGCUGAGGAAGUCUCUCCCCAAGUUGCCGUCUGAGGACACCAAGUCGUCGAACGAGAAGAAGAGGCCCACAGCCAAAGAAACAAGCGAUUCUGUGGUGGCAUCCGAGGCUGCAAGCAGAGCUGAGGAACCCCCCGUCGUGGUGCAAGAAGCCAUCGCAGUGUGAGCGAUGGAACGGGUAGCAGCAUCGUCGCCUCAAACUCUUGAGAUAUGUUCGAAUAAAAACUGCGAUCGAUCGAACAAUGACAGAUGUUGUUAAGGUUGGAAGUGUCCUUUGUUGUUCAUAGUCAGUCAGCAAUCAAGUUCUUGCUUUGUUUGAAAUUUAAAUGUGUUGCUGCUUUUUCAAGCUUAUUAAGUGGUUAACUUGCUCCUAAUUUAUGUCUAAAUAUGUUUCCAAAGUGAAAAUUUUGGAAUUUUAAUUUGCUACUA